AUGGUGCAGGAGAAGGAGAAGGAGAUCCUGGCAGCCAUCAAGGCGGAUCUGCACAAGUGUGGGCACAACGCGUACAGCCACGAGAUCCUGAGCGUGCUGGGGGAGCUGGCCCUGGCCAUGGACAAUCUCACAUCCUGGGCAGCCCCUCAGCCCGUGAAGAGGAACCUGCUGACGAUGCGGGACGAGGCCUACAUCUCUCUGGAGCCGCUGGGAGUGGUGCUGAUCAUCGGGGCCUGGAACUACCCCUUCACCCUGGUCAUACAGCCUUUGAUCGGGGCCAUCGCAGCAGGCAAUGCCGUGGUGGUGAAGCCGUCAGAGAUCAGCGAGAACACGGCUCGGCUGGUGGCUGAUAUCCUCCCCCAGUACCUUGACCGGGAGCUGUACCCUGUGGUCACUGGGGGAGUACCAGAGACAACAGCCCUGCUGACCCAGCGGUUCGAUCACAUCCUCUACACCGGCAACUCCACGGUGGGCAAAAUCGUGAUGGCAGCGGCCGCCAAGCACCUGACGCCCGUCACCCUGGAGCUGGGCGGGAAGAGCCCCUGCUACAUCGACAAGGACUGCGACCUGGCUGUCGCCUGCAGGCGGAUAACGUGGGGGAAAUACAUGAACUGUGGUCAAACCUGCAUCGCCCCGGACUACAUCCUCUGCGACCCGUCUAUCCAGAGCAAGGUGGUGGAGAACAUAAAGGAGACUCUGCAGGAGUUCUAUGGGGAAGACGUGAAGUCGUCUCCGGAUUAUGAAAGGAUCAUCAACAAGCGUCAAUUCAAGAGGAUCCUGGGCCUGCUGGAAGGGCAGAAGAUUGCUUACGGGGGAGAGGCUGAUGAGGCCUCCUGCUUCAUAGCCCCCACUAUCCUCACCGACGUUUCUCCGGAGUCAAAGGUGAUGGAGGAGGAAAUCUUUGGACCGGUCCUCCCCAUUCUGACCGUGAAGAACGUAGACGAAGCCAUUGAGUUCAUCAACCGUCGGGAGAAGCCCCUUGCCCUCUACGUCUUCUCCAACAACAAGAAGUUAAUCAAAAGAGUCAUCUCGGAAACCUCUAGUGGGGGUUUUACUGGAAAUGAUGUCAUCAUGCAUUUCUUCCUGUCAACUUUACCCUUUGGCGGUGUUGGUAACAGCGGGAUGGGCGCCUACCACGGCAAGCACAGCUUUGAGACCUUCUCCCACCGCCGCGCCUGCUUGAUCAAGGACCUGAGGAUGGAGGGGACGAACAAACUCCGGUACCCGCCUGGCAGCCAGAAGAAGGUGGAUUGGGCCAAGUUCUUCCUCUUGAAGCGGUUUAACAAGGGCCGAAUUGGACUGGUCGCCUUGGCCCUGCUGGGGAUUGUGGCAGCGGUGGUGAUAAAGAAUCACCAGUCUGUGCUGAAGAGAAAAGCCCUCUUGAUUGUGCUGGCUGUUCAGAGGCUGGGCUGGCUCAGUGUGUGGUAAGGAGGAGCAGGUUUCAGAGCGCUCCUGUGGCUGUCACAGUGAGAUGGUUUUCUACUGAAGAGAGAAGGCACCAUGGGCAAGUCCUACUCUGAGUGCUCGCUUUGUGUGUUUCCUUAACCUGAGAAGUCAUUUUUUUCUUUUGUACUGGGUUGUUUCAGUGAGUUGUCGAGCACCCAGAGUAGCCUUAGAGAGGCACUAACCAAGAGAAAGCCCGGACUCCCGUUUACUAAAAAGCUGUGCUGAAACAGAGGGACCACUGGGCACCAGCUCUCAAAAGGAGGACUGCAGAGCAAGAAAGACCAGUCCCUA
Leptosomus discolor (cuckoo roller) is the source of this 1737-nucleotide messenger RNA. NCBI's taxonomy places the organism in Eukaryota, Metazoa, Chordata, Aves, Leptosomiformes, Leptosomidae. The record is from RefSeq and is a predicted model, not a curated record.